Messenger RNA from Plodia interpunctella (Indianmeal moth), 947 nucleotides. RefSeq lists its product as uncharacterized. The coding region runs from base 76 to 831 and encodes 251 amino acids. Lineage: Eukaryota; Metazoa; Arthropoda; Insecta; Lepidoptera; Pyralidae. The transcript has 3 exons. Gene Ontology annotation, cellular component: membrane. The record is from RefSeq and is a predicted model, not a curated record.
UAACACGCCAAACAUAUCUUGACAUCACUGGAUGCAAGGAAGAUAAUCCGUCCAGUGAAAAAAAAGAUUUAAAAAAUGAAGUUGACCUUAGUUCUCGUGGCUGCUUUAGCGGCGUUCGCUUCAGCUGAAGAAAGUGAUAACACAAUGGAAAUCGCCCUUAGUUUUGUGAAGGACUGCAAAGGAGAUUACUUCUUAUGUGUUAAGGAAAAACUACUCAAAAUUGUCGACAACCUAAGAGCGUCAAGGAGCAUAGCUAUUGCUGAGGGUGUUGUGUUGAAGGGUGAACCAGAGACAAGGACUGGGAAGAAAUAUGAUGCUUUACCCGUAGACCCUACCGCCCGGGAUGCUGAGGUUAACUACAGACUCAUGGAUGGAGUUGUCAGCCUGUUUGAAACUCAUGCUGUCGAGGUUAAAAUGAACGAAGCUGACAAGGAGACCAUCCAGAGGUCACUUGAAGAAGGUCGUGGCAAGAAGAACAAGGGAGGCGGUAUGGGCGCUAUCAUCGGUCUCCUCGGAGCCAAGGUCUUGCUCGGUAAACUCUUCAUCGUCAAGCUCAUCGCCCUCAAAGCUCUAGCCACCGCCAAGAUCGCUCUGGUCCUUGCCGUCAUCCUGUUCGUUGCCUGGUGCCUGAAGCAUGACCACUCCAAGACCACUUAUGAGGUCAUCCCUCACGCGCACCAUCAUGAGUCCCACCACCCAGUUCACGUGGAACAUGUCUCCCAUGAUGUUCACGGCCAUGGAGGUGGCUACUCCAGCUACGGUGCCGACUGGAACAAAAACCUCGAUGAGGCCCAAAACUUGGCCUAUAAUGCCUAUUCUCAUAACAAGUAGAUAGAAAAAUACCAAAGGCUAGGCCUGUAACUUAAACCUCUGUUGUACAAAGACUUUAUUUAUUUAUUUAAUUUAUUGCCAUUAACUUAUUCUAUUAAUAAAUUAUUGAUUUCGUU